Molecule: messenger RNA, 318 nt
Organism: Theileria annulata
Lineage: Eukaryota; Apicomplexa; Aconoidasida; Piroplasmida; Theileriidae
Product: u6 snrna-associated sm-like protein lsm4, putative
Exons: 5
Coding region: 1-318 (105 amino acids)
Biological process (GO): P-body assembly; spliceosomal snRNP assembly; nuclear-transcribed mRNA catabolic process
Cellular component (GO): P-body; U6 snRNP; spliceosomal tri-snRNP complex
Molecular function (GO): U6 snRNA binding
Source: RefSeq, a predicted model, not a curated record
AUGGUGUUACCUUUAACUCUUUUGAGGGCUGGGAAGAGCCAACCCACUUUGAUUGAGCUAAAAAAUGGCGAGACUUAUAGUGGAAUUUUGGACUCUUGCGAUGCAUUUAUGAAUAUGCACAUGGUAAAUGUCGUUUGUACCUCAAAGAGUGGAACCGACUUUUGGAAGCUAGACGAGUGUUUUAUUAGAGGGAACACGGUUAAAUCUCUAAGAUUGCCAAACGAGGUGGCUGAAAUUGCAAAGGAAGAAAAACACCCACGUAAGUAUAGAAAAAAACUAUUAUAUAUGGAGAGGAGAUGGAGGAGGAAUGAGGGGUAG